Molecule: messenger RNA, 1231 nt
Organism: Asterias rubens (European starfish)
Lineage: Eukaryota; Metazoa; Echinodermata; Asteroidea; Forcipulatida; Asteriidae
Product: retinol dehydrogenase 13-like
Exons: 4
Coding region: 230-1231 (333 amino acids)
Source: RefSeq, a predicted model, not a curated record
CAAUAAAUAAUGUUUGGGUAAUGUAAACAUGGAUUGGGUUGCAUAAUAAUCAUGGCCAAUACUGAUAAUGACCAUCACAUGAUUAUACACUGUGCACGAGUAUGCCACUAGGACAUCUAAAGUUGACUCAUUGAGUGCUAAAAGCUGGACUCCGGAUUCACGGUGAACUAGCUAUACUGAGCUCAACUUUAUAAAGAAGCACACGUCUCCUGAAUAGCUGGUGUUUACGAUGGCCUGCCUGUCCGCUAUCAUCAAGUGGGUGCUGCCGAUUUUGGUAGCGUUGUACGGGGUUUAUUAUUGGCAGUUUAUUGCUAGUAGACGGUAUUUCACCAGCGAUGUGGUACUCGACGGGAAGACGGUGAUCGUAACAGGAGCCAACUCUGGUAUCGGUCGGGUGACGGCAUUGGACUUGGCCAAGCGAGGAGCUCGGGUCAUCCUCGCCUGUCGCAAUCUACAGAAGGCUGAAGACGUAGCGAAGGAUAUCAAGAGUAGUACGGGUAACUCGGAGGUUGUGGUCCGUCAUCUCGAUUUGUCCAGCUUGCAGUCGGUCAGAGAGUUCGCCCAACAGAUCAUUGAAACAGAAGACAGGCUAGAUAUACUAAUUAAUAAUGCAGGUGUUGCUGCUGCUGCCAUGAAAGCAGGCGCUGUUACCAAGGACAAUUUUGAUUUUGUCUUCGGCACCAACCACUUCGGUCACUUUCUCCUCACAAAUCUCCUCCUGGACUUACUGAAGAAAAGCGCCCUCAAGCGGGUCGUUACUGUAUCAUCCCUAGCUCAUGAACGCGCCCCACAGCCGAACAUGACCCGAGAAGACCCGAGUGUAGCGAACUUCCUGUAUCCACAUCUUGAGAAUUACCCACUUAGCAAACUCGCGAAUGUCCUCUUUGCCAGAGAGUUGGCGAGACGAGAGAAGGCUAGCGGGCUGAUUUCCACCUCUCUCCAUCCAGGGGCAAUUUUUACCCCGAUUUGGAAAACAAUUGUGGACCACAGAUCGCCUAUACGGGGCGUAAUGUACUAUAUGUUUUCUCCAUUAAUGUGGAUGCUAUUUAUCGACGAGACGGCUGGAGCGCAGACUACGCUCCAUUGCGCUCUGGACGAAUCGGUGGCUGAAUUCUCCGGGAAGUACUUUGAUAACUGCGCGGAGUAUGAACCAUCGACAUUCGCUCAAGACGACGAGCUCGCCAAGGAGUUAUGGACAGUCAGUUGUGAGGCUACUGGUCUAAAAUGUUGA